GGGAGAUUCGGGUGUGCCGGGCGGUGGGAGCGGAGCCGGGGUGACAGCAGCUCUGCAGAGCCCACAUUAUGGUGCAGCUCAUCAUCUCCAGUGCUGGUGCAGGCAGCCUGGAGCGCUGGGUGCUGGUGGAGCUGCAGGGAGAGGUGGAGCCGCGUGGUGGCGGUGCGCUGCCUGGGAGUCUGCUGGGAGACCUGCACUACACACGGGAGGGCAUCCCCGUGCUCAUCGUGGGUCACCACAUCCUCUAUGGGAAGGUGGUGCAGCUGGAGAAGCCCUUUGCUGUCCUGAUGAAGCAGGCAGCCGACCCUGCAGGGACGCGCUACGCUGUUACCGCCCUCAUCAAGACCAAGCUGCUCUUCAAAACGCGGCCCAAACCCAUCAUCACCAACGUGCCCAAGAAGGUGUGAGGACACAGACCUGCUGCCACGGGAGCAAUGCUUUUCCUUUGUGACACUGCUGAGGACAGCUGGGGCAUGAACACAGCGCCCAUCUUAGGCAAGGGGCAUCCUGCAGGGCCAGGCUGUGCCCCUAAUGGGGGCUGCACAUGAUGUGCCACCAGCACUGCCCAAGCACCAGAACUCAGCUCUGCAGCCAUGCACAUCGUGCUGCCAGCUCUGCCCAUCCUCCUGCCUGUGCCAGGUAUGGCUUGGGCACACUCUCAAGCUGGCUGCCUCCUCAUGUUCCCUUCUAAAGUCACUCCUGCAGCCAGCAGAGCUGCAGACAGGGUCUAUCACUUCUGUUUUAGCACCUUCCCCCCUCGAGUCUCCCCAGACUGGGAGCCCACGUGGAGUCAGGCAGGGGGAGCAGGGAUGACACACCAUGUUUUGUCUGUGCAAGUCUUUAUUGUGUCAAAUCCACCAGGAUAUAAAAAACAGACCUCUCAAAAUAUGAAAAAAAUAGGAGUUAAAAAAUAAAUAGAUUUACAAACAAUCAGCAAUAAAGUGUAAAUACGAAAAGAGCUACAAAAGUCUCCUAAAA
Molecule: messenger RNA, 978 nt
Organism: Lagopus leucura (white-tailed ptarmigan)
Lineage: Eukaryota; Metazoa; Chordata; Aves; Galliformes; Phasianidae
Gene: CHTF8
Product: chromosome transmission fidelity factor 8
Exons: 4
Coding region: 69-407 (112 amino acids)
Biological process (GO): mitotic sister chromatid cohesion
Cellular component (GO): Ctf18 RFC-like complex
Source: RefSeq, a predicted model, not a curated record